CGGGGCGGCCCCCAGCUUGCUGCCGCCGCAGUCACGCCAUGAUACACUUUAUACUGCUGUUCAGUCGGCAGGGGAAAUUAAGGCUGCAGAAAUGGUACACGACGCUACCUGACAAAGAGAAGAAAAAGAUCAUUCGAGAAAUUAUUCAGAUUAUUUUGUCUCGCAAUCAAAAAACAAGUAGUUUUGUUGACUGGAAAGACCUCAAGCUUGUUUACAAAAGGUAUGCUAGUUUGUAUUUCUGUUGUGCAAUAGAAGAGCAGGAUAAUGAGCUCCUGACACUAGAGGUCAUUCACCGAUACGUAGAGCUUCUGGACAGAUACUUUGGAAACGUGUGUGAGCUGGAUAUUAUCUUUAACUUUGAAAAAGCUUAUUUUAUUCUUGAUGAGUUUAUAAUUGGUGGAGAAGUACAAGAAACUUCAAAGAGGUCUGCAGUGAAAGCCAUAGAAGACUCUGACAUGUUGCAGGAGACAGUGGAAGAGUAUAUGAACAAGCCUGCAUUUUAACCUUACAACUACCCAGAGAGAGAGCUGCUCUACACCUGUGAAAUGCACUUCCUGAGAUUGCUUCUCAAUGUGCCAGAUCCUCAGAGAAAUACCAAAAACCAAUGACUAAAGGAGUUUUUUUGUAUAAUAGUGAAGAUGAAGGUCAGCAAAUGUAGCACAGGGUUUAACAAGUUUGUACUUGCAUUACUCUGCAUAAGAGUUUCUCGGAGUUGUUCUUACCCUUGAUCUAGUUUCUCUUCAGGUUGCUGGACUAAACACUUGUUUUGUACUAUGCCUUUUAGGUACAAGUUUUGUCAUCAUAAAAUAUU
Molecule: messenger RNA, 811 nt
Organism: Colius striatus (speckled mousebird)
Lineage: Eukaryota; Metazoa; Chordata; Aves; Coliiformes; Coliidae
Gene: AP1S3
Product: adaptor related protein complex 1 subunit sigma 3
Exons: 5
Coding region: 39-503 (154 amino acids)
Biological process (GO): intracellular protein transport; vesicle-mediated transport
Cellular component (GO): membrane coat; AP-1 adaptor complex; intracellular membrane-bounded organelle
Molecular function (GO): clathrin-cargo adaptor activity
Source: RefSeq, a predicted model, not a curated record